GAGAGUGAAGCUAUAGUCGAUUCUGGAUCGGAAUCGGAAGAUACAAACGAACAAACUGCAAUAGUUCAAACUUCAAGACUACGCAGCCGUUAUUAUUCUCUGAACGAAAAGGUGGAAUUGGGAGAAAUAGCUGCGUUAUAUUUUAAUAAAUGGGGUCGAAUCAGUUUUUACCUUUCCCUUUGCGUUUACCUUUACGGCGAUCUCGCGAUAUACGCGGCUGCCGUCGCAAAAUCCCUUUCUGAUAUAGCGUGUACUUCCAAUGCGACGUCCGAAGAUUUCGGAACUCCGUGUUGGGAGGACGCGCCAAUCGAAAAGGCGGAUAUUUAUCGGAUUUUCGUCGUCUUUUUUGCUAUACUAGUCUGUCCUUUUACCUAUUUUAACGUACAAAAAACGAAGUAUUUACAAUUGUGCACCACUACGAUGAGAUGGUGUGCUUUUAUGAUAAUGGUUACCUUGGCGUGUGUUCGAUUGGCGAAGAAUGGGGCGAUGGGACAUCCGUUAAUGUUCGAUUUCGACGGUGUGCCUGCACUGAUAGGCGCUAGCGUUUAUAGUUUUAUGUGUCACCAUUCGUUACCGGGUUUAGUGGCUCCGUUUUCGGAGAAACAAUAUGUAGUAAGACAAAUUGGUCUUGAUUACGUUUUAAUUUGUAUGUUUUCCCUUUCUGAUAUAGCGUGUACUUCCAAUGCGACGUCCGAAGAUUUCGGAACUCCGUGUUGGGAGGACGCGCCAAUCGAAAAGGCGGAUAUUUAUCGGAUUUUCGUCGUCUUUUUUGCUAUACUAGUCUGUCCUUUUACCUAUUUUAACGUACAAAAAACGAAGUAUUUACAAUUGUGCACCACUACGAUGAGAUGGUGUGCUUUUAUGAUAAUGGUUACCUUGGCGUGUGUUCGAUUGGCGAAGAAUGGGGCGAUGGGACAUCCGUUAAUGUUCGAUUUCGACGGUGUGCCUGCACUGAUAGGCGCUAGCGUUUAUAGUUUUAUGUGUCACCAUUCGUUACCGGGUUUAGUGGCUCCGUUUUCGGAGAAACAAUAUGUAGUAAGACAAAUUGGUCUUGAUUACGUUUUAAUUUGUAUGUUUUACCUGCUUUUAGCUUUAACGGGUACGUUUGCUUUUAAGGAAUUAAAUGAUUUAUAUACGUUAAACUUUUUACCAAAUAACGGCGAUUAUAGCGGAAUUUUUAUGAAAAUUAUAUUAUAUUUUUUAAGUUUAUUCCCAGUUUUUACGCUCUCUACCAGUUUUCCUAUAAUCGCUAUAACCCUACAAAAUAAUUUAAAAGCUUUAUUUUUAGACGUAAAUAACAUGGAUAGGUACAACUUUGUUUUAAGAAAAUUAACUUUUCCAACCAUCGCCGUUCUACCUCCGAUUGCCAUUGCGUUUAGUACGCACAAUUUGCAUUCUUUGGUUAAAUUUACCGGGGCGUACGCUGGCGCUUGUAUUCAGUACAUAAUACCUGCCGCGUUGGUUUAUUUGGCACGCGAAAGUUGUAAACAGGAGUUUGGGAGCGGUUCGAACAAUAAAUAUCGUAGCGCGUUUAGUGGAAAAUUUUGGAUUUAUCUCGUAGUUUGUUGGGCUGUAGGUUGCGUCAUUAUGGUUACCGUCAAUUUUGCUUUGUAAUUGUGAUAAUAAUAACACGAGUACGAUCUCUCUUUCUCUAACUCUCGGCUAAGUUUUAACAAAGAAAAACGUUUUAGUAAAUGUAGAAGUAUUAUAACUCGUAAAUUUGUAUUCCUAAGACCCUAAAACCGUACUGAUAUAUUUUUAUACCAAUUAAUAAAUUAGUAUAUUUUUUAUGUGGACUAAUAAUAAAAACUUUAUAUACA
Onthophagus taurus is the source of this 1820-nucleotide messenger RNA. Lineage: Eukaryota; Metazoa; Arthropoda; Insecta; Coleoptera; Scarabaeidae. The record is from RefSeq and is a predicted model, not a curated record.